Messenger RNA from Phragmites australis (common reed), 689 nucleotides. RefSeq names its product protein yippee-like At4g27745. Bases 151 to 483 code for a protein of 110 amino acids. NCBI's taxonomy places the organism in Eukaryota, Viridiplantae, Streptophyta, Magnoliopsida, Poales, Poaceae. The transcript has 3 exons. The record is from RefSeq and is a predicted model, not a curated record.
UCUGUUCCUUUCUGCCUUUACAGGUUGAGGAACCGGAUCCCUCCCCCACUCUCUCUAACAAUCCCCUCCUCCGCUUCCCUCUGCUCGGCCGUUCUCCCGCCGUCUCCGCGACCCCAACUCGCCUGCGGCCCCAUCGGAUUUGUUGUGUCGAUGGCGGAACUGGUGGGGCCGCGCGUGUACAGCUGCUGCAACUGCCGGAACCACGUUUGCCUCCACGACGACAUCAUCUCCAAGGCCUUUCAGGGGAGGAACGGCCGUGCCUUUCUGUUCUCUCAUGCCAUGAAUGUAGUUAUGGGGGCGAAGGAGGAUAGGCAACUUAUGACAGGACUACACACGGUUGCUGAUAUCUACUGCAAUGACUGCCAAGAGGUGCUGGGCUGGAAGUACGAGAGAGCAUACGAAGAGACACAAAAGUACAAGGAAGGGAAGUUCAUAUUUGAGAAGUCAAAGAUUGUCAAGAGAACUGGUAGUAUCCAAGAUUAGGCACAACAAAAUUUCUGCUGAAGAUGAAAUAUUCAUUGUUACAUUAUUGUUAGUGUGUUAUGGUUGUUUACGUCUUUGUAAAUAGCUGUCUUCCAUGGGUUCCAAUCUUAAGGCUUCGUCUUCUUGCCUUAGUGACAUCUGUAAAGAACACUUGUUCCUGUUCUUUUAUGUGAAUAAGAUGAGCCCUAUGGCUAUUUGUUCUGGAA